AUAUUAUAUGUAUCGGUAAUAUUAUUAUAUUUCUGGCAAUGAGAUGAUAGCUGGUUGAGAGGUUGUUUCUGGUAAUGAAAGCCAUCAGCUAUGGCGGUGGGUUUUGGAGGCUACUGAAUCGACUCGCGUGCCCAAGAAGCGACGAAACUAUCGUGUUCAUCGCCAACUGUUUCUCGCCGGUCAUCGGAGGUUUCUCCGGUCAGGUGUUCCGGCGACGAAGUCUUUUUUCUCAGAGUUGUAGAGUGAGAAAGUCGCCUUGUCGAUGGUCGCUAAUAUCACCAUGAAUGGUAAUGGAUUCAGCAGUAUGGAGUCGGACUACAUACGGAGGCAUCACAGCCACGAGCCUGCCGAGAAUCAAUGCAGUUCGGUUCUCGUCAAGCACAUCAAAGCUCCUGUUCCCCUUGUUUGGUCUUUAGUGAGAAGGUUCGAUCAACCACAGAAGUACAAGCCAUUUGUCAGCAGGUGCGUUGUCCAGGGAAAUCUUGAGAUUGGGACUCUUAGAGAAGUUGAUGUUAAGUCGGGGCUGCCUGCCACUACCAGCACUGAAAGAUUGGAGCUUCUUGAUGAUGAUGAACAUAUCCUCAGUAUCAAAAUUGUGGGUGGGGAUCAUAGACUCAGGAACUAUUCUUCGACCAUUUCCCUCCAUCCAGAGAGUAUUGAAGGAAGACCUGGGACUUUGGUGAUUGAAUCAUUUGUGGUGGAUGUGCCUGAUGGGAACACCAAAGAUGAGACCUGCUACUUUGUCCAAGCCUUGAUCAAAUGCAAUCUCAAGUCUCUUGCUGAUGUUUCAGAGCGGCUGGCAGUGCAGGGGCGGACUGAGCCCAUUGAUAGGAUAUAAGAGUGGGGGAUGGACCGAUGUGAUGAAUGCUAUGAUUACCAUGGAUGAAGCUUCUUCUGAGGCAUUCGGAUCACGAAGGCUCUGGGGACAGACUGGUAGUAGCUAUUCUUCCGUCAUCCUAACACAGUGGUGCUUGCUUUCUUUUUGUUUUCUAUGUUGCUGAACUUCCUGUCUUAAGUAGUUAAAGAACCACAGCUUUUAUAAAGGUUUCUAAGCCCCACCACGAAUGAAAGUUAAAACCAAUGACCAAGUUCCUCUCCGUCUGUGUGUGAUAUUCCAGGGUUUUAGCUGUAAUAAUUCUUAAAUGUUUUGUAGUUGUAUGUAUAUGUGCUCAAAAGGCUGGGUUUUCGUACAUCUGUUUUUCGCGUUGUAGUGUAGCUUCUAGUUGGAGUUAAAGAUGUUUAGGGGAGGCCCCUAAUAACUAUUAUCAGUAUCAUAACAGUCUUCAUCUAUUAUUAUUAUC
This is a messenger RNA of Cornus florida, 1301 nucleotides long. Its product is annotated as abscisic acid receptor PYL8-like. Bases 263 to 838 code for a protein of 191 amino acids. The transcript has 3 exons. NCBI's taxonomy places the organism in Eukaryota, Viridiplantae, Streptophyta, Magnoliopsida, Cornales, Cornaceae. The record is from RefSeq and is a predicted model, not a curated record. Gene Ontology annotation, biological process: abscisic acid-activated signaling pathway. Gene Ontology annotation, molecular function: protein phosphatase inhibitor activity; abscisic acid binding; signaling receptor activity. Gene Ontology annotation, cellular component: nucleus; cytoplasm.